AUGUCUCAAUCUGGACGCACCCAGCGGCAACCACCAAAGCCGAGCCCCCUUCUAGAGGACUUUGAAAGGUGGUGUCGGGUUGUGAAGGAGAAGCCAUUCCUCGACGAGAAACCAAUGAGCGAUACUGCGGCCGCUUGUGCCUGGCAAGAUUUCAAGCGUCCUCUACUAGGGCGUUUUACACGUCAUGAAAGAGUAGACUUCAUCGAACUGCUCGGAUACGGGGAAGACGGUAUCGUCUGGAAAGUCAACAUCGGCAGUCAAGCAUGCGCGCUUAAAGUGUUUUGGGACAACAAACCACUCGAAGGGACAAAAUACUGGGCGGUCCAACGGGAAUGCCAAAAUGCGUCGCUCCUCACCAAGAUGCGAUACGUGAUCAACAAUUCAUCCGACCCUAUCUGGUUGCAUCCAAACCCGACAACAUUCCGCGAGGCAGCCUCUAAUCUCCACGCCUUCUCCGACGAGGGUCGAAGCCGACAGCUGUAUCGAAAGAUGCCUGGCGCAGUGGAAUACAAUACCGCACCUCGUCUGAGAGAAUGCUAUGGUUGGGCACGGAUUAGUGGUAGGGAGCUUUGUGCGAUACCUGCACAUCUGCGUCCUCCCGAGAUGAGGUCGGGUAACCAAGUGCGCAAUUUUUGGCCGACUGAAGAGUACUAUGCCAUCUUGUACGAAUAUGUGUUCAGUAGCGGCGCAGGGCUGGAUGUUGAUGUCGUGCAAGCGCAGCUGGAUUUCCUUUGGCUUGGUGGGUGGUGUUUUCUGGAUUUGCAACCAGCAAAUUGGGGAGGUGUCGGCAUACUGCUUGAUAUGGCAGAUCCUAUAUGCCUAUGGCAUGCUGGAUGGUUCAAAAGUCGGUACGGGAAAAGGUAUGCGAGAGAAUUGACAGAAGUGCCUGCAAAUCACGACCCGCUGAGGACGAUAGCUCAAUAG
Molecule: messenger RNA, 924 nt
Organism: Fusarium graminearum PH-1
Lineage: Eukaryota; Fungi; Ascomycota; Sordariomycetes; Hypocreales; Nectriaceae
Exons: 2
Coding region: 1-924 (307 amino acids)
Source: RefSeq, a predicted model, not a curated record